Molecule: messenger RNA, 7018 nt
Organism: Zea mays
Lineage: Eukaryota; Viridiplantae; Streptophyta; Magnoliopsida; Poales; Poaceae
Product: protein HVA22
Exons: 5
Coding region: 6206-6610 (134 amino acids)
Source: RefSeq, a predicted model, not a curated record
ACUUGCUCUGUAGUAGUUGCACUUGGUGAUACAAUAUUUGCAGCAGGGGUUUCACCUCGAGUCGUUACAACCGUUGGUGGAACCACAGCGGGUAUCGAGAAGUAUGGUUCUUCAACCAUCGGAAUCGGGACAUACGUCCUCUUUCCUGAAGGUCAACCUCUCUGAGUACCUUACUCCCCUUGAUCAUGUCAUCUUCUAGGAAAAUGGCAUGUCUGGUUUCUAUAAACUUGGUUUGUCUGCCUGGGCAGUAGAAUCUGUAACACUUCGAUCUCUCAGGAUAGCCAAUAAAAUGGUAGCUAGUGGUUCUCUCAUCUAGCUUUUCCUGUCCAGGAUUAAAUAUUCGAGCUUCUGCUGGACAACCCCAUAUGUUGAAGUAGUUGAGCGUGGGCUAUCUGCCAGUCAACAACUCAUAUGGAGUUUUAGCCACUGAUUUACUAGGAACUCUAUUUAGUAUAUGCAUGGUGGUUUUUAAAGCCUCCAUCCAUAGACCCAAUGGUAAGUUAAAGUAACUAAGCAUACUCAUUACCAUGUCCAUCAGUGUUCUUCUUACACCUUUAGGCAACCACAUUCUGCAUCGGUUCACCAGGUGUUGAAUACUGAGCUACAAUACUGUUUUCACUUAUGAACCUUGCGAAAGGAUCCUGGGACCUGUCCAUACUCAGUAUGGUGCCCUCAGUACUCCCCCACACGAUUUGAUAUGACAAUCUUUGUGUUCAAAUCGUGUUGUUUUUCUACAUCAGCAUCGAACUAUUUAAACUUGUCUAAAUCUUAUGAUCUGUCCCUUAAAAAAAGGGUAAAUAUAAUCGUAGCGAGAGUAGUCAUGUGUGAAGGUUAUGAACAAGUCAAAACCCAUCUACUGUCCUAACUGGAAAAGGACCACAUAUAUCUAUAUGAAUAAUUUCUAACACUCUCGUACUGUGCAUGCAAUCUUUGCAUUGCACUAAGUCUGUCAAGUCUAGGUGAUGGAGAAUCUGUCCCUUAACGAGACUUCUUUUCUCCCCCUCGAAAUAUGGCCCAAACGAUAGUGCCAUAAUUCCGACGAGGUUUCUCCAUCACAUUGUUUUCUUACUCCUGCCGAUGUUGGCUAGUUUGUUUUCUGGUGUAUCUAGCACCACUGUGCGAAGAUAAAUAAAGCAUGUCUCGUCAGAUGGCGAGACCAACAUCUUUAUUAUCAAAACUGAAUAACACACAGUCUCUGUCACCGAAGUGAUAGUGGAUGUGCUGAUUGUCUAAUCACGAAACUGAAGUUAAGUGUCUGCUUGCUUUCUGUUAACCACUGUAACUGUUUUCAGCCCUCUAGGAGCCUUAGGUUUGUACGGAAUUGCAUUCUGUAGCUUCUAUUGCAGGAAUUCUGGACACUUUCUAUUGUAUGCCCUGUCUUCUUGCAAUAGAGGCAGGUCUCAGGGGAUCUGAGAAACAGUCUGAUUGUUGCAUGUAGAAAACAUCGUGAUCAUGUUUGAUCUUAUUCUUGAACCUUUCUUAGAGGUCUUGUUCUGUCUGAGUAUUCUUAGUUUGGGAAGAUUGAUAGAAUCACUUAUCUGACUUAUCAACCUUUCCUCCUUCUAGACACACUGUGUCAUGAGUUGAUCUAUAUAACACUUGUCCAUUUAGACAUGUGCUUUACUGAUCAUGAAAUGUCUCAUAUUCUGGAAUAGCACCCUCAAUAGGAUCCUGAAUGAAACUCUUAUUAUGCUCAAGUACAUUACACUUGGAUCUUUUCCAGUUGACCUUAUAGAUGCUGUACUGCACCAUCUUAAGGUCAUCCUAAGGUGAGCCUACUGUAGGCUUAAUGGGUUUCUCAAACCACAGUGAGGAAUCUAUUUCAUCCACUGUAGUUAUCAUUUCAAUCUUUUCCCGCCAUAAGUGACAAUAAAUACCACAUAGCGGUUUAAUCUACCUUAUCUGACCAACUAGUAGGCCAAAAUGUGCACUUUUGCAGAGUAAAACAGAAAAUAUUUAGGACUUGCAUGAAUACUGAAAACAUAGAACUUGCAUGAAUUAAAUAUUCGACGUUGGUCAAAUAAUAAUCAUGUCUGAUCUACAAAUUUUCUAGUUCUAAAAUUCUAAACCAUCGUUGGAUGAUCUAGAAAACUUAAUUCUUGUAUAAAAUGUGGCAACAAUAUUCGACGUUGGUCAAAAUAUUCAAUCACCACAAAAAAUCUGAAUUUCUAUGCGCUUAAAGAGAAUUAAUCCACGUAGGCUUCAUAAUAAACAAUAAUGCAUAGAAAAACAAAUAAUAAUCUAGUUCUUAAAAUUCUAAAUCAUCGUUGGAUGAUCUAGAAAAAAAUAUAUAAAUAUUUCUGUUCAAAAUGUGGUAAUAAUAUCUAACGUUGGUUAGAAUAUUCAAUUAUCACAAAUUUUCUGAAUUCUAUGCAAUUCAAAAACAAUAAUUAAUUCACGUUGGUUUCAUAAUCCACUGAAAAAUUGCAUAAAUAAAGUACCAAAGUACGCAGCGGAAAAUAGUCCAUAAAUAUCUCUGUAUUUUCUAUAACUGAGAAAAUAUUUCUCAGAUUUUCUGAAUUUUUCUUCACUAUUUCUAAUUUCUAUUUAGUGUUUCUAUUCCAGGAAAUAAAUAAAUAAAAUUUAAUUCGCUGGAAAUUAAAUUUGCCAAAAUGGCCUAACUGGCCUAACGACCUAGCUCUGUGUGGCCCAUGCCUGGCCACUGUGGCAUGGCCUCCAACGCCUAGGAGCCUGGCCGCCAGGCAGCCCACACAGGCGAGGCGCGCCAGGCCGCAACCUGGGCCUAGGCCACCAAACCGGCCCAUGCGCCCCCCCCCUUCAAUCCCGCCUCAAUCCUGAUCAUCCGUGGGCAUCCGACGGUUCCAGAUCAACACGGGUACUGUAGGCUGUCUAUAAGGGGCGGAGAUUUCGGGCUAACUGAAACCCUAGCUAUUUCCUGUAUUCUCUUCCUGCCGGCCGCUAGAGAGAUUGGCAUCGCACUGCUCUCUGUGUUUGGCCGCUCUAUGUUUGGCGGAGUCCCUUUCGUUUCUGUCGGCUUCGUCUGUUUCUGUACGCCGCCUGUGAGCUUUCUUUGGCCGCCGUUCUACUUUCCCUCUUCUCCCUCUCUGUUUUUUUUUUUUAAUUUCACCUGCCGCACUACUACUCGGCCGCCAGGGAGAACCUGACAACCGGUCAUUGGUUUCUCAAUGUCCUCUCUUUGCUAUAAUUAUUUUUUUCUUUCAGCCGUACAAGAACAGCUUCCUGUUUAUCGAUCUGUCUCUCUGCACUGAAAACACGGGCCCCGCAGACCUCGCCGCCAACGAGCACAUCCCUUUGGGCGGGCGAGCUGCUGUCUGCUGGGAGCUGACGGUGGUCCGAGCACGACAGGUCGGGUGUGUGUAAGAUCAGUCGGUCUCUUGACCGUCUUCGACUUUUAAAACUCGUAUCUAGUCCUCAUUUACCCGAAUCCCUCGUUGUGUAAUGAAUGUAUGGAUCUAAUGUAAUAUUCGGGAUCGAGUUAUGAGUUGAUAGAACGUAGAUUUUUCUGUGAUAAUUUUCUGUACCUUUACUAAUCUGUUCUGUCAUCAAGGCCGUGGAUGCAAAAGAUCCCGAGCCACUGUGAUCUCUGUUGACAUAUAUUUAAAACUCAUUUUGGGUUAGGUUAUUAAACCCUAACCCUAAAAACAUCGAUCUGUUUUUUACUAUCUCGGAUUUCUUGGGUUUGGUCGAGACAGUCUCUGACAGUGGCCAAAAACCUAACUCGAGAUCUAAAAUUAUUUCAGUCUAUUCUAAUCUUUCUGUUCUCGGGUGAUCGAUGAUAAUAAAAAAAAAAUGAGUCGAUCACAUAGAUCUGAGACCUUUAUGUGAUCUCAUAAAACCGAAUGCGGAUUAGGAGAUCUAGGGUUCUUAGGACGGCUCUGAUACCAUUGUUAGAAUCUAUACUGUCUAGGAUCGAUUCCUAAGUCCCUAGAAUAUCAAUCCGUAACUGAAAGUAAAACCUUGAUAACGUGUAGAUCUGAUCUACUGAUCUAUUGAGAGGAACGGGGAAAUACACCUUUGUUGUUGUUGCUAUCUUCAUACUGUCGCCCUGCAGAGAAGCAGCAGGCAUCGGGAUCCGAGCCGCUGUAGGUUGUCGCGUUUCCAAACACUUCGACGCCUAGGUGAUGGGUGCCUCUGAGGACUAGGGUUUUGAGACGAGGUACUAGCGUUAGUUUUUCCUGCGACCCCUUAGUCCUAUAUAUAACGUCGUGUGUGUGGGGGCUCCAACCGUGGUUAGUGUGGGCCCUCCCGAUCAAGGGCCCGAUUAAAGGAACGAUAGUUGGGUUAAGCCCAAUCCAGUCUCUAUUGACCGGCUGUAGAGGACACACCCAACAGUUAGAUCUACACAGCAAAAAUAUAAUUUGGUAUGCUUUAGUACAAAAUUUAUGUUCAUUAUGUAGACCUUAACAAUAUUGGGGUUUCUAUUUUAUGAUUUUUUAAUGAUUUGUUAUGGUUUUUUAAAUAUUGAGCAGAAAUAAAUAAAUAAAGACGAGUGGAUAUUUAUGUCUAGUUUUAUAGUUAAGAAAGAAAAAGAUUGACUUUAACUUUUGCGAUAGUUAAGCGAUUGAAAUAGACAUUCCUUCGCACAACGACACAAGCACAACCCUCACUUCGUAGAUCUUGAACUGUCUCCAACAGCUAUUCUAUUUCAUCAUCUAUUUCAAAUUUCACUUUGUAAACAGUAUAAUCUACAAUAUAAAUCCCCUAUUUUACAUGAUCUGUUGCGGACAGUCUUUUAUGCUUGAGUUUUGGGCCUUGCAAUUUCGAACUUUUGGCCUAGUUUUCCUAGUACAAAAUUGAAAGCCCGAACCAUGGACGAUGAUCUCACUGUAGUAGCGUGCUAAAAACUUGUAGUGUGAACAUAUCCGGUGUAAACUAAUCUAUUAGUGGAAAGAGGACCGAGCCUUAGCUUAGUUGGUAGGCCUGGUUGUUUGGUUCUUUGGUUCGGUUUAGUUGGUAGGCGUAGGGAAAAUAAUCCGAAACCAAGAAAUCGAACCGAAAUAACUAGAACCAAAACCGAACUAACCGAAACCGAUUUGACCGUUAACAAAUUUGGUUCCUAUUUCGAAAAAACCAAAAUAACCAGUCGAAAACCAAAAUAACCAGUCAAAAAUCGUCCAACCAGUCGCCAUAGCCAGCCCGACGGCCUUUCGAUUUUUCCGGUCGGUCCCUUCCUAGUGUGUAAUGGACGCGCACGCGUGUGUACGCAUAUGGUGUAAUGUGUAGCAGUAUGAGUUUGUGGCGUCCUUGUACCCUCUCAAAAAAACUAUUAGUGAAAACCGUGUAAAUCAACACAAGAAUAAGAUUCUCUUUGAUAGGACUUUUUUAAAGGCUUCUCUAAUAACUCUUUCAAAUAAUCUACCAAAUGAAGGGCUCACCUGUUGGCUUCUCCAUAACAAUGGAAAAAAGAGCUGCCCCUAGGAACCAAGCGAAGCCAGGAGCCCAAAAAAGAGGCUUCUUUAACUCUUCCUCUUACGUGAAAAUAGGAGAGGUGUUUCUAAUCAAGUAUGGUGAUCCUGCUGAGUCUCUUUUUACACAUAAAGAGGGAACUGUUUUAUUAGAAAAGUUAGAGUCAAAGCUGAAGCUCUUAUGCAAGAGGUCUAACAAAAAGGAGGUGAGAGGAAUUUUUAAAAAAUAUCAAUUUCCAAAUCAACUCUUCUACCUUCUAUAUUCUAUAUAUUAAAAAAAUUAUGUUAUUCCACCACCUUCAUCCUUGUGUAACUUGUAGCUACCGUCGUACAAGUUGUUUCCAUUUUCCAGAGACGCGAUAGCCGCUAGGAAGCCUAGGAUACCGGAUUUCCCUGGUCCGGGGGUUCCGAUUCCCGGCGAAGGAAACGAAACGAGGCGGCGGAAGGCCCGGCCUCGAGGAAAGGCGCACGCAUGCGAUGCAACAAGCACAUGCGCCGCCGUGGUCCGGGAGCGGGAGGGCGGGGAGCAGGGCUGGCAUUUUCAGUUUCACCACGCAAAGCGAUUCGAGCCGGUGGCGAUCUGGUCGGGCGAGGGCGCGACCCGCCUGCCUUGGACGCCACGUCCAAGCUAGGCACCCGAUGCGGUGCCAUCGUCCUCCGGGCACGUCUCAUGGUCACCGUCGUCGUCACACGGCCGGUAUAAAGCCCCCAAAACAAUAGGCUUCCCCGUUGCACUUGCAUCCCCUACUGAAUCUAGCUACGUACCAUCUCUUUCGAAUCGCGAUCAAGUUUAUUUGGUGCGGGGUCGGAACAGGAAGAUGGGUAAAACAUGGGCGCUCAUCACCCACCUCCACGCUCUCGCAGGGCCGAGUCUCACUCUGAUAUACCCUCUGUACGCGUCGAUCUGCGCGAUGGAGAGCGCGACCAGGGUGGACGACGAGCAGUGGCUGGCCUACUGGAUAAUCUACUCCUUCAUCACCCUCUUCGAAAUGGCGGCCGAGCAUGUCCUCUACUGGAUACCGCUGCGGUACGAGGCGAAGCUGCUGCUGGCGGCGUGGCUGGUCCUGCCGCACUUCAGGGGCGCGUCCUUCAUCUACGACAGGUUCGUCAGGGAGCAGCUGAGGAAGAACGGGGUGAGUCUGCGCGGUCACCACCACGGCCACGCCGCCGACCACGUGCCGCACGUCUUCCAGGCUGAGCAUCGUCAUGGCGUGCACAGCUGAGAGCCCCGAGAAUCUACACGCCGUGGUUCUUCCGAGAAGAAAACUGAACUGCGCCAACGCGGUUCGUUGUCUGCCGUCACCUGAACUGCGCAGGACGGCCGCGCGAUCCGUUUCUCGGUCGUAAGCUACCAUCUCGAGAGAGCACUUGACUUGGACAUCGUCACUCCACUAGGCUCGUCCUAAUUCACAUGGGCCUGAUUCUUCAGCUGGAGGAGUUCCUUUGUAACGAAUAAAUUUCAGCAGAGAUGAUUGCGUAACUGUGUAUUGCUUAUUGCUGAAACAUUCCGAAUAUUGGAUUGCUUGUGCACUGACAGGUGACAGGCUCGUAUGUGUAUAUGCAUGGUUUGUUUGGAUAUGAUCCCCGCCCAGCGGUAAUAAAGAAAGAUGGAAACAAGAUAUUACAAUCAA